CAUCCCGUUAAUUCCAGCAUUGAGUUGAACACAAUACAUGCAAAAAUUGUAUGCACACAGGCAGCAAAUGUCCCUCAUUCUCAAUCUGAAAAGCCAGUAACAGGAUACAGUCAUGUCAGGUGGGACUUAUCAAUAUGGUAUAGGCGCUUGCCUUUUUAAAAUGAACUGUCCCAUCACAAUGCCCCUUAUCUCCCUCUUGUUUGUCCGUCUGCUAGUUUUGCAUGGGGAGGAAGAGCCGUUUUCUCUAUGUAUGUGAGAAGAGGAGCUCAGCUUCAUAUGCAAAAUGUUGGGACAUUCAAAUUAUUCGGAACAAAUAAAGGACCCUGCAGACAUUGUCAUCUCUCUGUAUAUAGGCUGUCGUCUUAAGAGCAUCUCUGCACUGAUUCCACCCAGCAAGGGCUAUGCCUCGCUCAUUCUUGGUAAGGAGAAAUCGCUCUGCCGUGGGAUUAACUGGAUGGGGGCAUCUUGUGGAUGCAGAACGAGGAGACCUGUACAUUCCAGAUUCCAUACUUUGGUCUUACUCACCAGAACGGCAAACACAGACUCCAACAGCUACAGAGGGCCCAUUCUCUUGCCGGGCAUGCAGGAAGACUUUCCCACUGCAACGUAUGUUAACCCGUCACCUGAAGUGUCACAGCAUCCAGAAGAGGCACCGCUGUCCGUGCUGUGCUAAAGGAUUUAAUGACACGUUCGAUCUGAAACGUCACAUGAGGACUCACACAGGAAUCAGACCAUACAAGUGUCCAGCCUGUGAUAAAUCCUUUACUCAACGCUGCUCACUGGAAUCUCAUCUGCGCAAGAUCCAUGGGGUGCUACAGAGUUAUGCCUACCGCCAACGCCGCUCCAAGAUCUACGUAUGUGAGGACUGUGGCUUUACAUCCACCAGCGCUGACACCUACACACUUCACGUCAUAGAGGUCCACCCCAGCAACCCCAUGCUGUCCAAACACCUACGGAAAAGAGUGGCUGGCGUUCUGAGAGGGGACAUGGGAGGUCUGCUGCAUCCAACGCCAUGUUACCUCCAAACUCAUGUCACAACAAGAUGACAGACAUUAUGAGCCUGG
This is a messenger RNA of Nanorana parkeri, 1064 nucleotides long. It is a transcript of the gene OVOL3, whose product is annotated as ovo like zinc finger 3. The transcript is spliced from 5 exons. The coding region runs from base 402 to 1046 and encodes 214 amino acids. NCBI's taxonomy places the organism in Eukaryota, Metazoa, Chordata, Amphibia, Anura, Dicroglossidae. Gene Ontology annotation, biological process: epidermal cell differentiation; regulation of transcription by RNA polymerase II. Gene Ontology annotation, molecular function: RNA polymerase II cis-regulatory region sequence-specific DNA binding; DNA-binding transcription factor activity, RNA polymerase II-specific. Gene Ontology annotation, cellular component: nucleus. The record is from RefSeq and is a predicted model, not a curated record.